Messenger RNA from Aspergillus tanneri, 1170 nucleotides. It is a transcript of the gene SAM2, whose product is annotated as S-adenosylmethionine synthetase. The record is from RefSeq and is a predicted model, not a curated record. The transcript has 4 exons. Gene Ontology annotation, cellular component: cytosol. Gene Ontology annotation, biological process: S-adenosylmethionine biosynthetic process. Gene Ontology annotation, molecular function: methionine adenosyltransferase activity; ATP binding. NCBI's taxonomy places the organism in Eukaryota, Fungi, Ascomycota, Eurotiomycetes, Eurotiales, Aspergillaceae. The coding region runs from base 1 to 1170 and encodes 389 amino acids.
AUGGGUAGCGUCGCCAGCCAAAAGCCCGGAACUUUCCUCUUCACCUCCGAGUCGGUCGGAGAGGGUCACCCCGAUAAGAUUGCUGAUCAGGUCUCGGAUGCCAUCCUUGAUGCCUGUCUUGCUGAGGAUCCUCUCUCCAAGGUCGCUUGUGAGACAGCUACCAAGACUGGCAUGAUCAUGGUCUUUGGUGAAAUCACUACCAAGGCCAACUUGGAUUACCAAAAGAUCGUUCGUGGCGCCAUCCAAGAUAUUGGCUACGAUGCUUCCGAAAAAGGUUUCGACUUCAAGACUUGCAACGUCUUGGUCGCCAUUGAGCAGCAGUCUCCCGAUAUCGCUCAGGGUCUCCACUACGACGAGGCCCUCGAGAAGCUCGGGGCUGGUGACCAGGGUAUCAUGUUCGGCUAUGCCACUGACGAGACCCCUGAGUUGCUCCCAUUGACCAUCCUCUUCUCUCACAAGCUGAACAGCGCGAUGACGGAGGCUCGCAAGGAUGGCUCCAUCCCGUGGCUCCGCCCCGACACCAAGACCCAGGUCACCAUUGAAUACGCCCACGACAACGGUGCCGUCAAACCCCUGCGCGUCGACACUGUGGUCAUCUCCGCCCAGCACAGCGAUGAAGUCUCUACUGAGGAACUCCGCACUGUCCUUAAGGAGAAGAUCAUCAAGAAGGUCAUCCCCGCCGAGCUACUGGACGACCGUACCAUCUACCACAUCCAGCCCUCCGGCCGUUUCAUCAUCGGCGGUCCCCAGGGUGAUGCCGGUCUCACCGGCCGUAAGAUCAUCGUCGACACCUAUGGUGGCUGGGGUGCCCACGGGGGUGGUGCCUUCUCCGGCAAGGACUACUCCAAGGUCGACCGCUCGGCCGCCUACGUUGCCCGCUGGGUCGCCAAGUCCCUAGUCAAUGCCGGCCUGGCUCGCCGAGCCCUGGUCCAGCUCUCCUACGCCAUUGGCGUUGCCGAACCCCUUUCCGUCUUUGUCGAGACGUAUGGUACCUCCACCAAGUCCUCCGACGAGCUGGUGCAGAUCAUCCGGAACAACUUCGACCUCCGUCCCGGUGUCAUCGUCAAGGAGCUUGACCUGGCCAAGCCCAUCUACUUCCAGACCGCCAAGAACGGUCACUUCACCAACCAGAGCUUCUCCUGGGAGAAGCCCAAAACCCUUAAGUUCUAA